Molecule: messenger RNA, 1938 nt
Organism: Fibroporia radiculosa
Lineage: Eukaryota; Fungi; Basidiomycota; Agaricomycetes; Polyporales; Fibroporiaceae
Exons: 5
Coding region: 1-1938 (645 amino acids)
Molecular function (GO): zinc ion binding; protein binding
Source: RefSeq, a predicted model, not a curated record
AUGGCCGCCCAUCCUUCCUCCACGCUCUUUAUGCCCAUCACCUCACCUCCUACUCCUGCACCCUCACCACGACUCAAAGCAUUCGAGCCUUCCGAGAUCAGCGAUCGCACCCAUGAUCCUGCUCACGUAUCUCGUCGAGAAUUCGCCGCCUUGCCCCCGUCACUGCGCUUCCAAUACCUCUCCGCUAUCUUGGCAGAAUGCACGCCGGCAGAAUUGCUCUUCAUAUCGACUUCCGUCACACCAAGGCUCAGACGCGACUUCAUGAAGGACCUGCCUCCAGAGAUUACACUCCAUAUUCUCGGUUUCAUUGACGAUCCGCAGACCCUUGCCCGCGCCAGUCGAGUGAGCAGGACAUGGCAUCGCAUUCUCGACGAUCAGUGGCUCUGGAGGAGAAUGUGUCGCCUUCAUGGCUACGAGGUCAUUGGCGAAGAGCCUGUAGAUGGAGACGAUAAUCACCACCACCACUUGAUUGCAUCAGCAUCCUCGACGUUGGGUCUUCAGCCGAUCCACGCGCCAGCGAUCGAGUCCAUCCCUUCGUACCGCAAGCAGUUCCAGUAUGCACAUACCACGACCGCAAAUUGGCUCCACGGUGGCAAACUGCUUCGAGUUCACAGAAUGCCCCUAGUGCCUCCGAACCACCGUCCCCCACCCGAGGCCCCUAACUCAUCGAUCCCCACGUCCGUGGCUAUAGACGACUCCUGGGUCGUUGUUGGCCUCGCAAAUAGUCGGAUACAUGUUUUCAGCGCGCGCACAGGCGUGCUCAGCCGGACACUCGUCGGACACGACUCUGGUGUCUGGGCGGUUGCACUGGUGCGAGCCAGCCCAGAGGUCAUGCCUGAUCAUGAUGUGAUGGCUAUGGAAGAAGAGGACAACUACGAAGAAUCGGAUGCUUACGAAAUUGAAUAUGAUACGAUGGUGGACCCUACUUUACCUUCGACACUUCGGCGAGCGCUUGGACUUGACUCCCCGCCUAGUUUCAGCAAGCGAUGGCGCAGACGGUCUGCCUCCGAGGUGUUCCGGGAUGGCAAAGCAGAGAAGUCUAACAAAUCCGAUGAAGGACACGAAUAUUCCCCCAAGCCUAGUAAUCCGGCUGGUGCUUCUGACGGGUGGGGCCAGCCGAACGCUCUUGUGGUCAGUGGAGGCUGUGACAAGGAACUCCGUGUAUGGGAUGUCAAGUCCGGAUACUGUAUAUAUACACUUCGCGGACAUACCUCCACGAUUCGGUGUCUUAAAGUCCUCCACGGCCGUCCGAUCGCGGUAUCCGGCUCACGGGACCGCACUGUGCGCGUCUGGGACAUCCAGCGAGGACGGUGCCUCCGUGUUCUAGAGGGGCACGAGCAGAGCGUGCGGUGCCUGGAUGUCUGCGGGAACCGCGUCGUCAGCGGGAGCUACGACUGCACAUGCCGCGUAUGGGACAUCGAUACGGGGGCGUGCCUGCACGUCCUGCGCGGACACUUCCACCAGAUCUACGCCGUAGCAUUCGAUGGCGUCCGGAUAGCAUCCGGCGGUUUGGACACCACUGUGCGUGUCUGGGAUGCUGCAACAGGCUCCUGCUUAGGGCUGCUCCAGGGACACACUGGGCUUGUUUGCCAAUUACAGCUAUCUCCGACCAUGCUUGCGACUGGCGGUUCGGACGGCCGCGUUAUCACGUUCUCCCUGAGCCCCACGUACAGCGUCAUCCAACGCCUAGCCGCGCACGACAGCUCCGUCACCGGCCUGCAGCUCGAUGAGCGGUUCCUCGCGACGAGCGGGAACGACGGGCGGGUGCGACUUUGGCGCCGGGAGCCGGGGCGGUGCGAGUACGUGCGGGAGCUGAGCGAGCCGAGCGAGAGUGUGUGGAAGAUUGCGUACACGCGCGAGACGUGUGUGAUCCUGUGCAAGCGGGCGGGGAAGGCGGUGGCGGAGAUUUGGUCGUUUCGACCCAGUGAGGCGGCGUAG